UGCCGGCUACAGUUCCACAAUCGCGCGCGCGCACACGCGCACGCGCACACACGCACGCGCACACACACGCGCGCGCGUAAUUGCAUAAGUCUUCACGCACAUACGGCGCGAAAGAAGAUCAACAUUUUAAAGAAGAUCAACAUAAUAUUUCUUCACAUACACACACAUAUAUACCGACUCACACACACACUCCCAGCACACCUGUAUAAAAAAAACAAAUCACAGACAGGUAUAUUCAUAAUCACACACAGGUAUCUACAUAAUAUCCCACACACACACAAGGUGCCUGCAUAAUCACACACACACACUUGGCACGCCCCCUACGUGGACUUACACACAACGCACGCAGCUAACCGGCAUAAUCUAACGCACACGACCACCUACGUAAACACUCACACGGGGGAGCCGCAUCAAACAACCCAGGGGCGAUAGCUGCCUAGUCGCACACGCACACGCGCACACGGCAGCCGCACUCAACCGCGCGCAUGAACGCUCACGCCAACACAACCAUGGACAGCGGCAGCAGGAGCUGCUCCAAGUACGCCCUCGCUAACGGCUUCUCAGCAGCGGCGCAGGAGGAAGGGGAUGAGGAAGACGGCGUGAGAAGCGUCGAGGGCACUCUGCCUACUCCUCCUGCUCCUCCUCCACUCGUGCUCCCUGCGAGUCACUCGGAGCGCACGAACGGGCUGCAGGUGGUGCCCGCUCCGGCGCGCGUCGCGCACGCAGCCCCAGCGGUCCCAGCGGCGGCGUUGGGGCAGCUGGAGGCCGCCUACACGGGCAUCCUGCGGGGCAUCGGGGAGGACCCGGGCAGAGAGGGGCUGCUCAAGACGCCCGGCAGGGCAGCCAAAGCCAUGCAGUUCUUCACCAGGGGUUACCACGAGAGGCUCGCGGACAUCCUGAACGACGCGAUCUUCAAUGAGGACCACGACGAGAUGGUGAUCGUCAAGGACAUUGACAUGUUCUCCAUGUGUGAGCAUCACAUGGUGCCCUUUGUUGGCAAGGUGCACAUUGGAUACCUGCCCAACAAAAAGGUGGUGGGACUCAGCAAGCUGGCCAGGAUCGUUGAAAUGUUCAGCAGGAGGCUCCAAGUACAAGAGCGGCUGACCAAGCAAAUUGCUGUGGCCGUGACGGAGGCACUGCAGCCUGCAGGUGUCGGCGUGGUCAUCGAAGCCACCCACAUGUGCAUGCUGAUGCGCGGCGUGCAGAAGAUGAACAGCAAAACGCUGACGAGCACCAUGUUGGGUGUCUUCCGGGAGGAUCCCAAGACCCGAGAAGAGUUCCUGUCGCUCAUCCGACACUGAGUGAGCAAAGCGAGUUCGUGGGCACGCCGCUGGCCUGCGGACCGCAACAAUUGCGGAGCACGCGACCACCGGUGAUAGCAGCAACAACAACAACUCUUCCUUCCCAGACCCCCCUGAGAGCCUUCAACAAUCAACCCCAUCCUGGGUAGCUGCUGCCACUGCACAAGCUUGUGCCGCUACAUCUACACCUGUAGGGUUAUCGUGCGGUGACAGACUGGAGCAUUCUUUGUUAAGGACAAAGUUGUACCAUUGGAACCUCAUUUGCCAGUAAAAAUAUGAUAAUUGUUUGUUUACCCUUCUAUCUGGCAACAAAACAGGGUAAAAAAACUAUUAUCAUACUCUGAUGGUGCAUUGUCUUUGAGUUGUGCGCCUUUUGGCGUCAUCUGGUCCAACCCAUGUGAGACUAGGCUCUAAGGAAAGCUGUCUCGGGUGUGGACCAAUCAACUUCAAGGACAGUGCACAUUAUCAGAGUUAUGUUUGUUGUUUGCAUUAUGACUGCAGGUAUUGUGGUCUAUGUAAACAUGACUCCUUGUAAAAACAAGGUGUCAGUUUUGUUGCCAGAUAGAAGGGUAAAAAACCAAUUUUGACAAAGUUGUAAUUCAUGGAAACAAAAUCUGAAAUUCUUGUAGGUUGCUAGAACAAGGGGGAUGGGUGGUACGUUGUUUUUACCAACCCAUGAAUCAGGCCUCUGGAGAUUCACAAAGGUAGCUAUAAUUGGAAAUGGAAUAAACAAAUAUAAGUGAGCAGAGCCUCAGCCAUAUUUGCAAUGUAGUCAAAUGUCAGUCAAAGGGAUUGUAAUGUUGUGAUAAUAUCCGAGACAAGAAAACUCAGGUCGAGAAAAUGUGAUACCACAAGCAUCUAAAUCCAAAAUGUACAGAUAUCUACUAAAAUAUAUUUCAUAUGUUCUUGACGCAUAUUUACUCCAAAUACAAUUGAAUCAUAUCCUGAGAUUAAGUGCAAUUGGAGCAAAAAGAAAACUUGUAAAAAAAUAUGUAUAUUCAUGCAUAGCUCUUAUAAUUUAAUGUGUAUGGUCUAAACUGUGUUUUUCAACAAAGCUAACGUUUGUUUGGUGCUCAGAGCUUCACGCAUCUUUGAUCACUCACUGGUUUCUCGCUAAGAAAAUUACGCUACUGGAAGCCAUUUUCUUCCCAUGAAUUCAAACCUUUGGUUUGGCAACAUGGCCGACGGACGUGGCAACACAAUGAGUGGAUGGCAACAGAGUCCAAAUAUAAAUUGUGUCAUGAACACAGACAGUGGGGCAGUGUUUAUCCAAUCCUCCUGGCCUUGCUGCAUUGGCUAGUAAAUUAUGUGCAAACAAGAAACACUAGCUGCUGCUGCUGCCGCCCAGAAUUCAUACCCAUUUUUAUGAUCGCUUUUGUGCAUUUAAUUGUGAAAACCUUUUAAGGUCAAUACUCGCCACUGGUUUAUAAAUGGGUGGAGUAGAUGGGUGGUGUUUGGCAAGUUCUUUGUUAUCCAAGCGUGACCUUUUAUUAUACUGCUAUUAUAAAACCCAGCCAGUCAUCAAUGGCGCAAGCAGCGUUCUCCACUCCGGGUUAAUGCUGACAUCUUGAGGAUAAGCCCCAAGUCUUAUUACAAAAAUGUCAGUGACGAAAGUUGACGCAGUUUAUAAGAUAUCGUACGAUGUACAUGAUGCUGAACUUAACGGCUGUUUUAAUAUCAGGGUUAUACUUACGGUACGUAAAAUAAAAAUACACAAAAGUCCUCUGUGAUUAUAUGGAGGACACAUUUGGGUAUCAUUCGAGUUUUCAUGCUGUUUACAAUAAAAGCAUGUUUUAUUCACGAUUACUUAUCCACAACAUCGUGGGUAUCAUGAAGAUACAAUAAUUGUCUGGGAGACAUAUCACCGAGUGUGAUAUGAUGGACUCAACCCUUCUUGUUCACUCACAACAUUCAUAAUUAUCACUAUUACAAUUGUAAGGUCUUCUCAUUAUCUGUUGUCAUAACACAUUGUUUUAAGUAUUAUUUGUAUUUACCACACGUUUUCAGUUUGUGGGAAAAGCAUAUAUGUGGAUUAACUUUCUUUUGCUUUAUGGUGACGGCUUAUGAGAUGGCUGCAUAGAAGAGGAAUUUUAUUUUGCAGUACUGAUUUUAUUACGUAAUUUAUAGAACCUGAGAGAUUACACAGGCAGCAGACUUCAGUGAAGAUGCAACAUACGCCUCUAUGUCACUGCCUGGGUGAUAUAUCAUUUGAGUGUGAUGCAAUAGGCUAUGGGAUGCUACUUGAAUAUCAGCCUGGUAUCUCGUAUACCAUUGAAAGCUACUACUAAUGUCGAUGGGAAACUGGGGAUGGGUCCCAAUGUGUCAAGCACAGGUUUCUAAGCUACGAUUAAAAUAAAAUCGCAGCAGAAAAAGAUGUCCACUUGUUCACGCAGAGAUAUCUCAAUAUAUGUGUGCAUCACAGUCAAAUACCUAGUUUCCACGUGAUAGAUUAAAGCAAGCUGGCCUGACUUGGCAAUAUUACUCAAGUUAUCUUGUGAGUUGGGUCUUUCCCAGAAAUACCGCUGGGUAACAGGUCAAACCGCAUUGCGGCCAAAAUAAAAUGUAACUUUUAAAUGAACGUAUUGCCUCUUCACCUGAAUUCUGAUGGAGGGAAUUCAGCCCCUUCCGUGAAAAGAAAGCGGCCAGGAAAAUUGAGGCUGCAGCGAGAAUUAGGAAUAAAAACGACUGAUUGAUCCAGGAAACCCACACCGAGUCCAUUUACUAUUUUUCAGGAGGGUCCUGCUUUGGGUUUUAAAUUUUUUUUGCAUGUUUUCAGCCGAUUUUACAAAUGUGUGUACGUAUGCGAGGAAUCAGGAGAACCCGGAGAAAAAAACGCAUGCGGGGGGGGGGGGGCAACACUCCCAUGCAAUUAGGACAGACGAUAUAAGACAGGCGAUAUUCGUCUGUACCUUGUGGUACUGCAUUCCCCCUUGCACGCCAGGGUACGUCACCCGAACACCCAACUCGUGCUGGGUAACGCGGAAGUUCGAAUUCGAUUUCGAGUUUUCAUGGCUCGCGGAAAACUGGGUAAAGGGGUCUCCCUCAAGUGAAUAAAAGCGCGGUUGCUCAUCUCCGUUAGCUGCCAUAAGCCUGUGGCUAAAACUCCACAUUCCCAUGGCGGGGAUGAGUCUAACUGUUGGGUCAACCGUUGUUAUGCAGUGGUGCGCGUAUAUAAACAUACACGCACCACUGCAUAACUGCACACACCAUGCAUGUACGUUUACAAAUGCAGUUGUUUAUGUAUGUACAUCAUAUUUUACUGAUGAGUUUAUAUUUAUAUUUUUAUACACAUUGCAUAUUUUGUACAUACUAUACGUACACAUUUCCCGAACACUGCAGCAAACAACAAUUGUAGAGCCCACAGAAGAGACAUUACUCUCACCAACUCAUGACCAUGCUUAUGGAAAUGCCAUAUGCUCCCUUCGUGCCUCCUGUACUGUAUCUGUAGUUUAGCGGUUUCGAUUGAUUCAGGGGUUUCUGCCAAAGUUGCCCAACCAUUUGUUAAAAAAAAACAUUUUGGCAAUUGAUGAAAUUACUCAAAUGGGACCUAUGCACAGCAAUCGUCGGCCCUCCUAUUUGCAUAACUUUGAUGUCCCAAAGUCACUCUUGCAAAUGAUACGUUGCUCGUGUCUUGAGGUCUCACCUGGUUUUAAUAAAAUUAAUUUCAACCACAAUCCUUCGUGUAAAAUGUAGCGCUCACACUUGGGGUUGUCCAUGUUUUGUGAUAUUUAAUGGUGCUGCGUAUAAUACUUCCGCGUGUGUGUUGUGCCAGAGUGAAAUGGGAGGAGUACAUAUUGGGGUUUAGGGUAUGAAUGUAACCCAAAAUGGAAAUAUAACUGAAAUUUGUAUUGGGAAAUCGUGAAUUCAAAUCUACAAUGAGAAACCGAUCACAACAAAAGAACGAGUGCAGGAUGGCAAACAAAUAGAUUUUACAACACACAAACAUUUGAACUGCAUAUAAAAAAAAAAAACUCUCUACCUUUUUCUAAACCACUAGUUCAGAAGAACUGUUUGGUGGAAUUUUUGGUCCUAGGCCAUCAACUUGAUACAUUGAGAGAAAACAUGAGACAAACCAGUCCCACACUCAAUUUAUUUCAGUUGGUUCAAGAAAAAAAUAAUCACAAUGCAGUUUUUUUGAACUGGUGGUUUUGCAUAAGUCUUUGUAUAAAGCUUUUGUACAUCUGUGUGUGUGUUGUUAAAUCUUCAUAGGACAACAGUGUAGAAUUGUGAAACGUAACAAUUCAGUGAAUUGCUUUCCAAAACGCAAGUAUUUUAAUUUGUAUGUAAAUAUAUAUUCGGUGUUGUAAUUGUAUAAGUUUACAUUUCGAAGCAUUUGUACAUGUGUAUAUUAAAUAUAUGUCUAUUAUACUGUAUGUAAAGUGGUUUACAUUUAGGAAAUAGCAUCAAGUUUUGCCUUGCAUUUGACUUAUUUGAUUUAAGGCAAACGUACAGAAAUGGAUGUUUAACAUUGUUUUUAAAUGUAUUGCUACAGGUAAUUUCUAUUACACGACAAGCGAGGAUCCUGUCGUGGUCUCGAUAUCCAGUUGCUUUGCAUCAACAGACUUCAACUUGUGAUGUGCGCAUCUUCAAUGCAACCCGGUUUCAAAAUUCCGCGCAACAUAUGAUGACCAAAGGAAGUUCCUGCAGCACAAAGUGAAACAUGCAUCCUGUGCAGAAUACCUUAUGGCAGUAAAGCAAGCCGCUUGCUCAGUCAUGGAAUAACCCAGAUAUAACACAAUGGGCUAUCACUUUUUUUUUAUUUAGAAUACAUCCUACAGAACCAUCAGAACUGCACUUGCUUCAGUUGCACAAAUGAGACUGUCCACAUAUAUUGUUUGAGCUUGCCUUGGACGAAUUCGUUGCAAAAGUGAACUUUUUCUGAUAUAACCUGAUAAAUCGUGUAAGCUCCGAUUAGCAAGAUUGGCAAAGUACGGUGGGAAAUAAGUUCAGCAUCCAUGCUGGUUAUCAUGAGAAACUGGGAUAUAAACCCAUCAUUUCAGCAGUCAGCGAUUUUACUCCAGACAUCGAAAGAGUAUAGAGUCCCACAUGUCGCCCCAGCCAACUGUCCUCUCUCAAUUUGGCGUCAGCCUCAGUCGUAACGCGAGAAAGUGAUCACAACAAAAGUUGGUGCAGCGGACUCAUGGCAAAGCCCUCUCAAUAUAAAGGGACAACAGGGCCUUCUGGUCUUAAAUCCAGUCGGUACUGUUAUGAUCAAAUGCUGUUCGUCAACGUUAACUGGAGUUCAUGCUUAAACGCACCAAGGACAAGUUAGACCAUUACCAGCUUCCUCAGCCAGGCGUAGAAACAUCAGAAUUACUCUCACGAUUUGCUCAUGUCUUACACGAUCGAGAGGGGAGAAUGACAACUACAGUUCUUGCUGUGCAGAUGUACGAGCACAUUUGUCAGCGGAUGGGUUGGCGAGGGAAUUAUUGCGUAACGAAUGAAAGUCCUGGCCAGGGGAAGAUAUUCUGCCCUACGACACCGUGCACGUGUACGAAGAGACACAACGGUCACAGAAUCUAUAUAUAUAAAAUCGUGCAUGUCUGUCUGUCCGUCUGUGUGUGUGUGUGUGGAUUUCGGACCAUACGCACUUUCAUUGGACGGCGGUUGCCCCUGGCAACAGAUAGCGACGCGUUCGCCGCUUUCAUUGAACCUGGCAACGGCUAGCCACGCCUUCGCCAAGGGCUGCAGUUUCAUUGGACGGCGGUUGCCCCUGCCAACGGCUAGCCACGCCUUCGCCACUUUCAUAGGCUCCGUAAAUAAUUAAAUAAUAGCCAUUACACAGUGUUGUUGGAGCGCUGAGGGGGGGGGAAAGCACGCCACCCGUACCCUGCCUCUGCCGGGUGGACAAUUUAGGCGAGGCCGCAGGCUCUGCACGCUACUAGGCCUCGACACCCACCACGCCACUCUGAGGUAAAUUCAUCAAAGUUUAUCCUACUCUUCACUCCACCCCCACCACAAUGUGUGCAAUUAAUAUUACUUUUAAACCCAACGCGCCAACAAUCGAUUACUUAAAUGUUCACUGUACAAAUAGUCAUUAAGCUGGGUCAGCGUACUGCCAGUCUAUCAUGUAGACUGUAGCCUGAUUAUUAAGCUCGGUGAGCGUACUGCCACUCUAUCAUGUACACUCUAGCCUGCUUAUGAAGCUGACUGCGUGUACUGGCAGUCUAUAAUGUGGACUGUAGCCUGGUUAUUAUAAUCGAUUCUUUAUAUGUUCUUUGUACAAAUAGUCAUUAAGCUGGUUGAGCGACCCCAGUUCGAUUCCAACUCACGCCCACCACCGCUGACGAUUAUUUGAAACGGACCUGGCCCUCCCCUAGGUCCACUCAGCCUCAAACGCGUAACUGCUGUCGUGUGUGAACAUCGUCACUGGGGAGACAAAGGCGGCCGGGCAUCGUGGAUCCAAGUCCCGGGCGAAGCCGGGUCUUUUGUGUAUGUGUGUAUAUGUUUAUGUGUAUCUCUGUGUGUCUGUAUGUAUGUGUGUAUGUAUGUGUAUGUGUUUGUGUGUGUGUGUAUGUAUGUGGGUUUUUUUCUGUCUUUAUGUGUAUGUCUGCGUGUCUAUAUGUAUGUGUGUAUGUACGUGUAUGCAUGUGCUUGGGUGUAUGUAUGUGUGUCUAUGUAUGUGUGUGUAUGUAUUUCUGUGUAUGUAUGUGUGUGUAUGUAUGUGUGUUAUGUGUCUGUCUGUGUGUCUGCAUGUAUGUGUGUGUGUAUUGUGUAUGUGUUUGUAUGAGUUUGUGUCUUUACGCUCGCAUUACACAAAUGUGUUGCAGGUCUAAGGCGUUCCUUGCGCAGCUUUGCCGCUUUAUUAUUUCAGUCGUUUACUGCCGUACGCACCAUGAAAGUCGUGUGUGUCUGCGGCAAGCGCGUGUAUGUGUACCUAUGGACGCGCGCGCGUGUGUUGUGUAGGGGGAACGGUAGUGUAGUGCUUAGCGUGCUGCCUGUGUCUGUGUGUGUGUGUCUGUGUGUGUGUGUCUGUGUGUGUGUCUGUGUGUGUGCGUGUGUGGUGUGUGGGGAGCGGUAGUGUAGUGGUUAGCGUGCUGUCUGUGUGUGUGUGUGUCUCUGUCUGUGUGUGUCUGCGUGUGUCUGUGUGUCUGUGUGUGUGUCUGUGCGUGUGUGGUGUGUGAGGAGCGGUGGGUGUAGUGCUUAACGCUACGCUGCGCUACCAACCCGGCGAACCCAGUUCCAUUCCCGCUCACGGCCACCACCGGUGACGAUUAUUUGAACCUCCCCUAGGUCGACUCUGCCUCAAACGAGUAACUGCUGUAGCGUAUUAACAUCGCCACUGGGGAGACAAAGGCGGCCGGCCGUGGUGGAUACAAGUCCCGGGCGAAGCCGGGUAGUACAGCUAGUUAACUAUAAAGUGACGGCGUCUCUCUGAUUGAAUGAGCAAGGCGGUGGCUCGUCUCUGUUGGUAGCCCUGAACCAAGUGGGAAAUGCUGUUCUGUUUUGAUGGAGUGUAACAGUUGAACCACUGUGUGCGUCCCGAGGCUUCAACGGAGCAGUGUAGUUGGACUUAAGAGCCUCAGUGGAUGAUCUGUGUUGUAACCCGGUUAGUACCGACUCCAGUUCUUGCAACACUCAGUGUCCUCGGGUCUUAUAGUGAAGGUAUGUGCAAUUUGCAUUGUGCAAUUACCACAUGAUAUGUCGGCACAAUUCAAGUGGCCGGUAGCUAAAAGAUGUAUCUGAAUAAGUACACUAUUUCUACAUGUUUGCUUUGAUACUUUAAGUAAAACAAAUCCAAUGCCGUAAGGGAGGUGUGGAUAAAAGUAAAAACCUGGAGCCGAGCAUCGCGUAUAGUUAAGCAAAUAGUCAACAUUACGUAUGAAAUAGCUUGAUAGAGGGUAUUAUCCACGGGCCAGGUACAACACCUGAAACCCAGGGAGUCUGCAACCAAAACAACAAGAAGCAUGUUGUUUGAAUUUGGUAAAGAAAAAAACCCUCAAUAUUACAAAAGCUGCAGUGCGUGUGAAUUCGAGACGGCGGUCCUUAAAAAGAGCCGCAUGCGUACGUUGAACUUCUUUCGCACCGUACGUAGCCAACCAUGCUUAUCGGAGAUGCGGCCCCGACUCCUGCCUUGAAAGCCCCCCCCCACCCCCUAUGCUAACACGCGCUUGUGUGGUUAUCACGCAACAGACGAGAGCUCACAUCAGGAGCAAACAGCUGACGGGGGCUGAUGUUGUGGUCACAAUGUUGCUCGGCAGGUCGGGCACACGACGCAGCGUUGUUCUCUGGAUGUUGACGACCGUGCACUCGUCACAGAUGUGCUGCAACAUCAUUCGUGCUUUGCACAUUUUUUGUGUUCAGUUUGUUGGCCUUUCCCUCGCACCUCCGAUGAGCACGGUUGGCUAGGUACGGUGCGAAAGAAGUUCAACACACGUGCGCUACAUUUACUUUUCCCAUGUUGUACGCUUGUACCGUGGCGACGGCUCCGUGUAGUUGUUUCAUGUCAAGAAAUAUACAAUGUUGCGGGGCAGAUAUUUCAUUCCCGAUUUGGUGUCUGAAACUGCUAAACGCCAGUGGCCUUACCUUUUACAGCUAUACGUCGUCGGAAGAGUCUGCAUUUAAUAGCUUUGCGAAUAAAUGUUUGAACGUGGAACAUU
Molecule: messenger RNA, 9901 nt
Organism: Lethenteron reissneri (Far Eastern brook lamprey)
Lineage: Eukaryota; Metazoa; Chordata; Hyperoartia; Petromyzontiformes; Petromyzontidae
Gene: GCH1
Product: GTP cyclohydrolase 1
Biological process (GO): tetrahydrobiopterin biosynthetic process; tetrahydrofolate biosynthetic process
Cellular component (GO): cytoplasm
Molecular function (GO): GTP cyclohydrolase I activity; GTP binding; zinc ion binding
Source: RefSeq, a predicted model, not a curated record